AUGAUCUCCCCUAGUUUCUUGUUUGGUGCUGGUCAAAAGUUGGUGCCUAGGGAGUGCUGUUGUAAGAGUUUUCUUGGAGGCCUUUUCGCUCCUGUUUGCGAGAUUGAUGUCGUUCUUAAUGAUGCUGAUACCCGAAAAACAGCAGAAAUCAAAACAGAAGAUGGUAAAGUAGAAAAGCAUUUUCUCUUCUAUGAUGGAGAAUCUGUUUCAGGAAAGGUGAACAUCUCCUUUAAGCAGCUUGGGAAGAGACUAGAGCACCAAGGAAUUAGAAUUGAAUUUGUAGGACAAAUUGAACUCUUCAAUGACAAAAGCAAUACCCAUGAAUUUGUAAACUUAGUGAAAGAGCUGGCCUUACCUGGAGAACUGACCCAAAACAGAAGCUAUGACUUUGAUUUCACACAGGUUGAAAAGCCAUACGAAUCCUACAUUGGUGCCAACGUCAGACUGAGAUAUUUCCUAAAAGUGACAAUAGUGAGACGACUGUCAGACCUGGUGAAAGAAUAUGAUCUGAUUGUUCACCAGCUUGCUACGUACCCAGAUGUAAACAACUCCAUUAAAAUGGAAGUAGGCAUUGAAGACUGUCUUCAUAUAGAGUUUGAAUACAAUAAGUCAAAGUAUCAGUUAAAGGAUGUGAUUGUUGGAAAAAUUUAUUUCCUCUUAGUGAGAAUAAAAAUUCAGCACAUGGAGUUGCAGCUGAUCAAAAAGGAGAUUACUGGAAUUGGACCCAGUACCACAACAGAGACUGAAACCAUUGCAAAGUAUGAAAUAAUGGAUGGAGCACCAGUUAAAGGUGAAUCAAUUCCUAUUAGACUGUUCUUAGCAGGCUAUGACCCAACUCCUACAAUGAGGGAUGUGAACAAGAAGUUUUCAGUGAGGUACUUCUUGAAUCUCGUGCUUGUGGAUGAAGAAGACAGACGAUACUUCAAACAGCAGGAAAUAAUUCUGUGGAGAAAAGCUCCUGAGAAGCUGAGGAAACAACGGACAAACUUUCACCAGCGAUUUGAAUCUCCAGAGUCACAAGCAUCUGCUGAGCAGCCGGAAAUGUGAACUGGUCCAAGGUGGGGGGAAAAAAAAAAACCCCAACACUUUGCAGUGCUUCAGCAGGUUAAAGAUGGCAGCAGCCUGUGGGAAAAGAAGGCCAAAAUUCCCAGUACAACUGUCUUCCUUCAUCUUGCAGUGCUGCAUUUACCAUACUACUAAAGCAUUCUUCAGUUAAACGUUCAAGUAUGUAUAUACAUUUAAAAAUAAAGUGCUUUCUCAAACACUGGAACUUUCUUAAGCUACUAUUUUAUACUGCACAUUUUACUUUUAUUUGAUAAUGUUAUAUGGACUUGGAUAUGCAUAAGCUUAAAUCCUAGUUAUUUCCAUGCAUGGUAGGCUGGUAUAUUUGAUUUUAUUUUAUUAUAUUUUUUUUUGCUGAUCACCUAUACAGUGUAGACUAAAGCCUUUCCCUUCUCUCAUGUUUACUGCAUGUUUCUUUCUCAGCGUUGCUUAUUUACAGUUCUUUUGAAACUACAAUAAGACAAAAUUGACUAAAUCACACUAAAAAUCAAAGUUUACAGUGAAUUUAUCCUAAGACUUCUAAUUACCGUGUUAGACAGGGAUCAACUGAAACUGCACUAUGACUGUGAUAACUGUGGAGCCCUCAGACACCUUACCAAGGUUUCUAAGAAGCUUUGUUAGUAACAAAGAAUGUUAGGAAGCCUCUUUGCCCUCCCUCCCCCAGUUCUUGCUCCACUGUGCUUCUCUGAGCUUUUCACGAGUCACUCCUAACAUUUGGGAGUUCAUUGCCCAGUAACUAGUGACUGUAGAGGUGGUAUUGUAAUUUCAUGUUUAGGUGGUGAGUGGGUAAAGUAUUUGAACACAAUUAUUUCUUACUGGUAAAUGAAGGGUGAUAACAUGGAUUAUUUUGCAUAUACAUAGAACUGUGGUUCCUCCUGGCUUCAUGUGUCCACUGUCUUCACAGUCUGUCUCCACACUGUCCUGAUAGGAGAGAGACAAAAUGUCCUCAAAGGACGUUCUCCUCCUAGUCCACAUAGGCCUGUUUUGAGGGCAAACAUUUUUUUUUUGUGGUCUUCUGAAAAGGUAUUUUGAAGCCAGGCAAGCCUGAAAGUUGUUAGAAGGCUGUCUGGCACAGCAGAUUGUUUGUCUUGAUCAUCUCAUACGUGUUUAGUGUUUGAAGAAAUAGCUUAAAGGACUUAGCUGUCACCUGUUCCCAACUGAGCAUGUAGUCUGUUAUCAGACGUGUGGCUUGGGUGUAAAAUGAAGCCUGCUGUGUGGAAGGCUACUUGCACUUGUGGUUCACUUGUCCUUUAAACCAAGACUUCUCAACUGUGGUGCAAGUGUCAUUGGUAACCUUACUUUAUGAGUAAGUUAAUUGAAUUACAUUUCUGUAAGAACUGUUUUAUUACUGUGGCACUUUGAUAAAGCAAAGACUCUGUACUUUUGUGCUGGGGUACUUACCACGCGAACUAUUAUCUUUUGAGUGAGAGCAAAUUUAACUCCCUCGUGUAAGUGCCUGGUCAAAAACUUAAAAAGAAUAAAGUAAAAAGCCAAAUAUUUUCGUGGUCACUUGCAUGUGGUAAUCUGGAAACGAUUCCAAGAGACUCUGAAAACUUGGAUUGUGUUUAACCAGUCUCAGAUUGUGCAACCAUGUAUUACAAACGGGAACCGUAUUGAGCUGCUAUCGGGAUUAUUAAAACAGCUGUAU
Dryobates pubescens (Downy woodpecker) is the source of this 2710-nucleotide messenger RNA. RefSeq names its product VPS26 retromer complex component A (gene VPS26A). The record is from RefSeq and is a predicted model, not a curated record. Lineage: Eukaryota; Metazoa; Chordata; Aves; Piciformes; Picidae. Gene Ontology annotation, cellular component: retromer complex; endosome. Gene Ontology annotation, biological process: retrograde transport, endosome to Golgi; intracellular protein transport.